Molecule: messenger RNA, 1470 nt
Organism: Helianthus annuus (common sunflower)
Lineage: Eukaryota; Viridiplantae; Streptophyta; Magnoliopsida; Asterales; Asteraceae
Product: putative F-box protein At5g55150
Exons: 2
Coding region: 1-1470 (489 amino acids)
Source: RefSeq, a predicted model, not a curated record
AUGACCACUUGGUCGGACCUUCUGCCGGAGAUUCUCAACAACAUCUCCGGAAAGUUAGAUUUCUAUGAAGAUUCUGUCAACUUUCUUUGUGUUUGCACUUCAUGGAAGUCUUCUUCCGCCACCACAACCAAACACUCCAUUCAACAUCUCCCUUCUCGGUUGCCCAUGUUGAUGCUUGCAGAAUCCAACACAGAUGAAGACGAUGAACACGAACUGCGUAGGUUCCUUCUUCUAUCCAACGGCGGUACCAUGCGUAAGCUGCCUCUACCAGAGGCGCAACGACAGCGAUGUGUAUCUACUCACGGGUGGCUGCUAACAACCGUGGAACAAGAGUUUUAUACCAAGCUUGUUAACCCGCUUACUCGUGCUCAAGUCGAUCUCCCAAGGCUGUAUAUGAUUGAGGAAUUAUACUUUGAUCAAGAUGAAUGGAUGUACUACUUGUUUAGCAUGAGAAAAGUUGUGUUUACAUCACCAAACCCUUUGUCAUCAGACCCCUCGUUUCGUGUUAUCAUCGUUUGGGGGAGAACUAUCGGGUUUUGCCAGCCCGGAGAUGUUUCGUGGACUCGAAUCAAAGGUUGGGAAGGACAUCUGUUCGAUAUCUCGUAUCAUGGAGCGCGAAAACGGCUCUAUGUAGUGGCCACGAUGGGAGCAAUCUACGAAUGUGACGUAACUAACGAUGUUUUGUGUCCUAAAGCAUUGUCUCGAGUGACAACGUUCCCAGGAGAAGAGUUCGGGUGCUCGUGUGUUCCCUGGGCAUAUUUACUCGAGUGGGGGUGUGACAGUUUGCUAAUGGUUACGCGUGAACGUUACUAUUUCAAGAAACAUGAUGAUGAGUAUGGGCGUUAUGGACCGUAUAGGACUAGCAGGUUUCAAUGUUUUGUAUUUGGGUUAGACGAUGGAAAGUGGUCGAAAAUCGCGAGUUUGGGGGGCAAAGCAGUCUUUAUAGGGUUCAAUUCAUCGUUUGCUAUCGAUGGUGGUGAAGCUGUGAAGCCGAAUUGUAUUUACUUCACCGAUGAUCUUUAUGAACCAUACCGUGGUCUACCGGAGGGCGGUGGAGGAGAUGUCGGAAUAUAUCAUAUGUUUAACGGUAGAAUUGAAACCCUCUUCGAGUCACAAGAGUCGGUGGUUCAGUUCUACCAUUGGAAGGCACCCGAGUUAAAGCUGUCAGAAGUAAAAACAGAGCUUCCGUCUGACCGAGUGGUGUCCCUCAGAAUUGCUGGUGUUCCCGUCUAUCUCAGGGACAACUCGUUGUACGAUCUGAUUGGUGGGCUUUUUGGUAAAGUAGUCCAAGAAUCUUCAUUCUCAUUGUCAGUAUCGGAUAACUCUGAAGGCUCGGUUCUGGUGUUAGUCCCCCUGGGUAGGAGAAUCGAGGAGUCGGUGGUGAUUAACUGGCAGGAGAAAAGAUUUGUUGUAUGGGUUGCGGAGGAAGUUAUAGCUUGGAAACCUGAUCCGAUUAGUGAUUCCCAUUAA